Messenger RNA from Haemorhous mexicanus (house finch), 997 nucleotides. RefSeq names its product NADH:ubiquinone oxidoreductase complex assembly factor 6 (gene NDUFAF6). Gene Ontology annotation, cellular component: mitochondrion. NCBI's taxonomy places the organism in Eukaryota, Metazoa, Chordata, Aves, Passeriformes, Fringillidae. The record is from RefSeq and is a predicted model, not a curated record. Gene Ontology annotation, biological process: mitochondrial respiratory chain complex I assembly; biosynthetic process. Bases 10 to 978 code for a protein of 322 amino acids. The transcript has 9 exons.
GCCACGGCCAUGGCGGGCACCAUGGCGGGCAGCAUGGCGCGGGCAGCGCUGCGGCGUGGUGCGCUCGGCCACCGCCUGGCGCGGCCGCCGGCGCUCGGCGGGAGGGCGGCGGCGGCGGGCUGGAGCGGCCCGGCGGCCGGAGGAGCGGUGCAGUACUGCGCCGAGCUGGUGCGGAAGCGUGACUAUGAAGGGUUUCUGUGUUCUCUGCUGCUGCCUGUGGAAUCUCGAACCUCUGCUUUUGCCUUGAGAGCCUUCAAUGUGGAACUGGCUCAGAUUAAAGACUCCAUAACUCAGAAGACGACAGGUUUGAUGCGGAUGCAGUUCUGGAGGGACGCUGUGGAGGACAUUUACAGCGAUAACCCACCACAUCAGCCCGUUGCUACAGAACUGUGGAGGGCUGUCAAGAGGCAUAACUUGACUAAAAUGUGGUUCAUGAAGAUCAUAGAUGAAAGAGUGAAGAAUUUGGAUGAUCGGCCAUACCGUAACAUCCAGGAGCUGGAAACAUAUGCUGAGAACACUCAGAGUGCUCUCUUGUACCUCAUCUUGGAAACACUGGGUGUGAGGGACAUCCAUGCUGACCAUGCAGCCAGUCACAUUGGGAAAGCACAAGGCAUAGUUACCUGUUUAAGAGCAACUCCAUAUCAUUGUACAAGACAAAAGGUCUUUCUUCCCAUGGACAUUUGUAUGUUGCAUGGAGUUUCACAAGAGGAUUUCAUAAGAGGCAAGCAAGAGAAAAACGUGAGAGAUGUAAUUUAUGACAUCACCAGCCAGGCCCAUAUUCAUCUAGAACAUGCUAGAUCUUUCAGUAAGAAAGUUCCUGUGAAGGCGUAUCCUGCUUUUUUCUGUACGGUUGCUUUAGAUGAUUAUUUAUAUAACAUGCGGAAAGUGGACUUCAAUAUAUUUCAUCCAAGCUUACAAAAGAAGAGUACAUUAUUACCAUUGUAUUUGUAUAUUAGAUCUUGGAAAAAAACAUAUUAAAGUUUGGUUGGUUAUUUUA